Messenger RNA from Poecilia latipinna (sailfin molly), 3582 nucleotides. RefSeq names its product TNF receptor-associated factor 3 interacting protein 1 (gene ift54). The transcript has 17 exons. NCBI's taxonomy places the organism in Eukaryota, Metazoa, Chordata, Actinopteri, Cyprinodontiformes, Poeciliidae. Gene Ontology annotation, biological process: intraciliary transport; regulation of microtubule cytoskeleton organization; cilium assembly. The record is from RefSeq and is a predicted model, not a curated record. Gene Ontology annotation, molecular function: microtubule binding. Gene Ontology annotation, cellular component: axoneme; ciliary basal body; intraciliary transport particle B. The coding region runs from base 137 to 1993 and encodes 618 amino acids.
CAUAGUAGCGAUGCACUGUGGGAUUUCUGUGUAUUGACAUAGCAACCGGGCCAAGGAGUCGCCGCCGCCAAGUAUUUUUGUCCGGAUUAGUUUUUGCUUCAAUUUCGUUGCUGGAAGUACGCUUUCCACCGCUGCCAUGAACGCGGCGGUGGCGAAAAAGACUCAGGACACGCUGGGAAAAGUGAUAAAGAAACCCCCGCUGACGGAAAAACUGCUGAGCAGGCCGCCGUUUCGGUACCUUCACGACAUCUUCAGCGAGGUUAUCAGGACCACUGGUUUUAUGAAAGGCCUGUAUGAAGAAAAUGAGAUGAAGUCAGAUAGUGUCAAGGAUAAGGACUCUAAAAUGGCCUAUCUUCAGAAAGCAGUAGAUGUUGUGAUGUUGGUGUCUGGUGAACCUCUGGCAGCAAAACCGGCACGAAUCGUUGCUGGUCAUGAGCCAGAGAAAACCAACGAGUUGCUUCAGGCCAUCGCAAAGUGCUGCCUCAAUAAGUUAUCCAGUGAUGAAGCAGUGAGGCGAGUUCUUGCAGGAGAAAAAGUGGACUUAAAGAGCAAAGGGAGCACCUCCAGGUCUCAGGGCAAGGAAAACAGGGAUGGAAGGGAACGGCAGCCGGAUAAGGAAGAAAAGAAAAAGAUAGAGCGGAGUGGCAGCCGGGAGCAUAAGGACUCGAACCAGGGCAAAGAGCAAGAAAGCCGGCAGAGAGACAAAGAGGACCACCGUGACCAUGAGCGCACAGAGAGGCAUCACCGCAGUGAGAAGGACCACCAAGACGAGAGCCGAGAGCAAGAACGAGAGCGAGACAAAGGACGGGUCAGAGACAAGGAGAAAGACAGGGACAGAGAUCGAGACAGAGACAAGCAAAAGACCAGGGAGAGGGAUUCUCACAGAGAUAGAGGCCAAGACAAACGAAGAGACAAAGACAGAGAGAAGGAAGGAGAUCGAAGCAAGGACUGCAAUGAAAAAAACACAAGUGGGGAAAGAGAAAAUGACAAGGCCAGAGCGCCAGAGAAACCUCCGCAGAAAGCAGCCAAAACUGUGCCAGCAGAUCCAAAACCAGUUGAAGAGCCCACAGAUGUAGCAGAAAACCAGUCAAAUAGUCCAGCUAGGAUACCCCGGCCCUCGUCUGCCAAAGGCCAGAGGCAGAAACCCAAAGUUGGAACCAAUGCAGAUGAGUCUGACAGUGAAGGAGACGGAGACGUCCAGUUAGCCCAGAAAGCCGUCCCUCAGGAGAACGGAGACUCUGAAGGAUCCUCUGUGCCAGACAAGGCUGCUAGGCAAGUGGCUCGGCCAAGCAGCGCCCGCCCAGCACCUCCUCGAGUCAGGAGACAAGAGAGCAACGCUGAGGUGACCCCAGCUGAGAGGCUGUCGAGUGCCAAGCCCACAGCUCCCAUUAUACUGGACGGGAAGAGAACGUCAGACGAUGAGGAGGACGAAGACGAACAGUUCCUGGUGAUGGAGGCCGUCACCCCACAUCCAGAUUCUCCUAAAACAGAGAGAGAAGCUGCACAUGAACUCGACGCUGAUGAAAAACACGGUGGACUCGUGAAAAAGAUCCUUGAAACAAAGAAGGACUACGAGCUGACUCUGUCCUCGUCAAAGUCUAAAGAACAGAACUUGGUGUCCGAAACAGCUCGUAAAAAAGAUCGGGAAAUGGUGAUGAGGGAGAUCGACCGGCUUCGCUCCUCCAUCCAGAUGGUGUGUCGGAGUUCCUUACCGCUUGGAAAGAUCAUGGACUACAUCCAGGAGGACGUGGACGCCAUGCAGGCUGAGCUGCAAAGCUGGCGGCGGGAGAAUAAGGAGCACGCUCAGGCUUUGCUGCAGGAGCAGAGGAUAACGGACCGGGUCGUGGAGCCUCUCAACGCCGAGCUAGUCGAGCUGGACCAGCUUAUUAAGGACCAGCAGGAUAAAAUUUGUGCUGUGAAGUCCAAUAUACUGAAGAAUGAUGAGAAGAUCCAGAAGAUGGUAACUGGGAUCAACUUUUCCUCCAGAACCUGAGUGUAUAAACUGGAUAAGAAAAAAAAAUGCACUCUAAACAUUUAAAGAUGAGCUGUAUAGAUUAAAGAGCUGCACUGUGUGCUACAGAUCCUGUUUUCUGAGGUUUUUAGAAUUAAAUCAAAUGGAUCCACCUGGUUGUUUUAAAUUGUGCCUUUGUUGCACGGAUCUGUGCACAGCUUCUAACUUGGAGGUUUGUAUGGAUUGGUUUAUGGUAGCAGCACUAGCUCCAUACAGGAAAAUAUCUUUGUUGUUUCAGUAAGUAAGAAAUUGACUGCAAGUAGGAUUUCUGGUCUUUUUCAGCUUUCAUUUUAUUUUCAGCAUUUAUCUUUAUUAAUCUAAUUAAACUGACAGUUUUAGCCUAAUUCACGUUCUUUAGCUUCUUUGUCUCUGAUCAUCUGUCCUCUCAUCCCUUAAGAUCCCAUCGACGUGGUUUUCAGAAAGCAUUUUCAUUCUCUCGUCUACUUUUGAUGCACUGCUGCACUUUGUUAUUCUCUUUUUAAACUGUAAAGGGGAAAAGAUGCUUUCUGUAAACUUGGCAACUAAAGAAACUCCACUUUCUGUCAUGGAUGAACACCAGAACUUCCUGGUUUUGCCACUUCAAGUAAAGAAACACAUUGAAUGUAGCAGUGAGCACAGAAGAGACCUGAUUUAUGAAUUUAAAAAGAAACUAGGAUUACAUUUUGCUCCUGUUACGGCUGUAUGAACUGUACAAUUAGGCUGUCCUUGAUAUUGUUAACAAAAAUAUUUAGUUUUAGCCUAUAUGUGGAUUCAUUAUGGUUACAUUAGUGUUCUUGCAUUGUGAUGUAUGUCCUGAAAGAAAAGGCAAUAUCAGCAUAAUAUUUUGAAUGAGACUUUGAGUUACUCUGAAAUGUUACAGAAGAAGACCAAGUGAUUGAUUAUAAAUAUUAUCUUCAGGAGAAUAAUAAUUCCAUAACUUUUUUUUCUUUUUUCUUCACUGAAUAAAUUUCCCCAAAUCUGGAUUUGGUUUGGUUGAAUGUUUCUAAAAGGUUCAGUGUGAGAUAACUUCAAGAUUUUGACAUGUUUACCAAAUGGGCGAUGUGAUCACUUAUCUGAAACAAUCUGACAUCUAAUUAUAUAUUUAUGCCAUGGCCUAAUAUUCAUAUAGCUCGAGGACAAAUGGACAGUGCUGAUUUAUCUUUUUAAAUUUAAGCGUACAGCAUGCGACUGUAUUAAAGGCACAUUUUCUGUUACUGCUCGGGAAAAGGAAACACUACAUUUACAUAAGCUCUUUAUAGACACAACAAUGCAACAACAGCUAUUAGGUGAAGACUCAGCAGUCAAACUACACAAACGGGUCAGACUUUGUUUUCAUAACACCAUUUUGUGACGUCCUUCCAAAAUAAAACAGAAACGUCCAGGAGUUUUAGUCAGAGAGCAUCUCAAAGGGAAAACCGAUAAAGUGGGGACCUGUAUAUUACUCAUAAUUACUACAUUCACUGUACACUGUUUGUUACACUCUCUCAGUUUACCUUUCAACUGUACAUAAUGUAUAUGUUGAGAUUGUAUCAUAGAUUAAAUGACUAUAUAAUUUUGUAGUGGAGUGAAAUAAACGAUCACAUUGCAGUAAA